AGGAAUUCGUCUUUUCUUUUAAUGCGUGCCUGCUAGUUACGCCGCGAUUUCAUUUGUGUUCCUGAUUUCAAGGAGAAAAAGUUUGAACUGGUUUGUGGCAAUGAGCACAGUGAGUCCUUCGUGCGUGGUGAACCUGUCGGGAAUUGAAGGAUACUCUUAGCGGUGGUUCACCUGUGUCGAUGGUUUCAUCGACUUCUAUGAAGCGGUAGCUAAACCUUCCUGAUCACCUGGCUCAUGUUAAGUUGCGAACCGAAGUAUCGCGAGUCCUUCGCGAAUAUGGGCCGUACGCAAGCAUCGUCGUCCGCUCAGGAUCCUCGUAUUCCUCACUCCGUUCCUCCUCCGGCUGAUCAGUGUAAUCACAAUAAAGAGACUAUCCAUUCCGGGCACUUCAUGGUGUCAGAGUUCGAAGCAGAAGCUCAGGAUGAUGAAGAGAACGUUGCCAUUCCGGUGCCUGAUGAAAGCGAAGUCAAAUUGGCCGUGAAGGCUCCACCUGCGCGUAUCCCGAGACCGGAGCCUGCUGCGAUGAAUUUUACAGAAUUGCAGGCCGUGUCGCUGGAACGGAGGCAUUCGCAGACCGUCGCUAUUGAUUCUUCGCUCACCAAGCUCUUCCAGUGCAUGUCGCUUGCCUACAGACAGAAGUUGACUUCCCCCAAGUGGAACCGAUUCAAGGGUCUGAAGUUGAGAUGGAAAGACAAAAUACGACUGAACAACAUCAUCUGGCGCGCCUGGCACAUGCAAUUUAUCAAGAGGAGGAGUGUCGCUGUGUGUCAGUUUGCGUCUCCGCUUGAUGUGGACAUUCACGUAAAGCCAGAGGCGAUCGUUCUCGAGGGCAAGUAUUGGAAGCGUAAAUUGGCCGCAGUAACGGCGGAGUACAAGAAGUGGAGAAUUUACUACCGGAAUAAUAUUCUGAGAAAGGUCGGACGCUGCGAUGAAUCUGAUUUGUCGGCGAUUCAGAUCGAUGGGUCAGAGUGGAGUGGCGGCUUUCGUUGUUUGCCGGGAGUUGGUUUAUCGGGUGGCAUUGAGCAUCUUUUUGACGAUGUUGAUUUGCUGGUGGAUUUCAAUGAUACUCUGUUCUCCACGUUACUGCCGAAUCAGCCCUACUACUUUCCAAACCCGAGAGAAAUUGAUUUGUUACAGUCAAAGUUGCCACCUGUUGCCGAAGAGGUGAAUUUGGACGGGGUGUCGUCAUCUCAAAAUGCGGUUCUGCCCCAGCCAGAGAACCAGGUCAUGUAUGCAGAAAUGGGACCGUUGGUGGCUACGGAUGCACCUUUGCCAGCCACUGUAAACAUUAGUCCCCAGGCAGACGUCAAAUGUCCUUCAGAAGUUGAAGGUUGUUUGCCAAGCGCUAUGGAAGAAACGGAAGCUGCUCCUGUCGUUUAUUCGUAUAUGGGAAAGGAGUAUUCGUGCAUACAGGAAACCCCGUAUUCCUUGACCAUGGCGUCACCGCCGUACCAGCCCCAACAUACUGCUUUACAACCGGUUAAAAUCGAAUCCGCGGCGGCUCCUGUGGACGCCAACAUGGGGAUUUCGGCUCCUGGAUUCGGAUUCAGACCCCGGCGAACGGUUUUCUCGUCGUCACAACCAUUGGGUACCCAGGCUGGGUCCAAGGCACAGGCCUUUGAAGCCCACCAACGAGCCGCCAACAUGGACACGAGUGGGGAUGUUGUUGCCACUGUGUACACUAUUGCGCAGGAGCCGUUGCAGUAUCAGGUCGUCGAAGCCCCUGUUGCCAAGGGAAAGCAAAUGGGAAGAAGUUUCUCCGGUGGGAGUCACAUUCAGUCGGCAUGGAAUUCGCCGCCGAAGCGUCGAGAUUCCGCCCCGGCGUCCCCGCAAGAAGUUGCCGUUGGCCUCGCCAAACCCCCGACGAUCUUCUCUACGAAAUCCUUGCCUCAGAAAUUUGCCCAACCUACGAAUAAGCCAUUCCCCGUGCGUUCUGCUUCGCUGGGAAAAAUGACGAAUGUCGUCGAACCUUUCCCGGGAUCGCAGCCAGUUAAUUCAAGCAACACGGGUUCCGGUGGACAGAAGGUUACGUUUGCCACUAAUGUCAGCACGUUUGUCGAAAGCCCCAGACCACCUUCCAUUGGUGCCCAUAGUUCUUCGUCGGGCUUUGUUUCGCCCACAACUCCUCCUGUUCUGUCGCCCACUAGCAUGAAGUUUUCUUCAGAUUCCUCUGGUCCUGAUGGAACGUACAACAAG
This is a messenger RNA of Notodromas monacha, 2196 nucleotides long. The record is from the annotation of a GenBank genome assembly. Lineage: Eukaryota; Metazoa; Arthropoda; Ostracoda; Podocopida; Cyprididae.